AUGACAUCUUCUAUUAAUAUUACUUUCGACGAUUACCUCGGGUUGAAUGCAUGCCUUUACGAGUGGGCAGACAGCUACGACACAAAGGACUGGGACCGCCUUCGCAAAUGUAUUGCCCCUACCCUCCGCAUCGACUACCCCUUCCUCAACAAGAUCUGGGAAGCCAUGCCCGCAGAAGACUACGUCGCCAUGAUGAGCAGCAAACCCAUGCUCGGCAGUCCUCUCCUCAAGACGCAACACCUCGUCGGUGCAAGCCGCUGGGAAAAGAUCUCAGAGACCGAGGUCGUGGGCCAUCACCAGCUCCGUGUCCCCCAUCAAAAGUACACUGACGAGACGUUCAAGCAUGUCGCCGUCAAGGGACACGCGCAUAGUAGCAAUAAGCACUGGUAUAGAAAGGUCGACGGCGUGUGGAAGUUUGCGGGGCUGAGUCCCAAGAUGCUCCUGACCGAGUAUGAUUUUGCGGCGGUGGCUGCCGAAGGGCGUGACUCGCUUUUGGCUGGGGCGGUAAAGGAUAUAUGA
Messenger RNA from Colletotrichum fioriniae, 519 nucleotides. RefSeq names its product Scytalone dehydratase. Gene Ontology annotation, biological process: melanin metabolic process. Gene Ontology annotation, molecular function: scytalone dehydratase activity. Lineage: Eukaryota; Fungi; Ascomycota; Sordariomycetes; Glomerellales; Glomerellaceae. The record is from RefSeq and is a predicted model, not a curated record.